Messenger RNA from Cornus florida, 3096 nucleotides. Its product is annotated as BEL1-like homeodomain protein 4. The record is from RefSeq and is a predicted model, not a curated record. Gene Ontology annotation, biological process: regulation of transcription by RNA polymerase II. Gene Ontology annotation, molecular function: RNA polymerase II cis-regulatory region sequence-specific DNA binding; DNA-binding transcription factor activity, RNA polymerase II-specific. The coding region runs from base 488 to 2860 and encodes 790 amino acids. NCBI's taxonomy places the organism in Eukaryota, Viridiplantae, Streptophyta, Magnoliopsida, Cornales, Cornaceae. The transcript is spliced from 5 exons.
CAUCCUUUUAUAAAUUAAUAAUGAGUGAAAAAGGAGGUGUUGAAGAAUAUCAACCUCUUCUCUCCUGUCCUCUCUCUUAAGAGUAGAGAGAAAAAGAGAGGGAUAUUAUAUAUAUAUAUCUCAGCUCUAAGCCUCCAUAUAUAUAUAUAUAUAUAUAUAUAUAGUUGCUUGUUUGUUCAAUCUAUCUUUCCAGAAGGCGAUUGCAGAGGACACUAGUCACUGCAAAGAAAGAGCAACGAAGAGGGAAAGGAAAAGGAGAGAAAGAGAAAGCUAGAGAGAGAGAAACGACAGACUUAGAGAGGACAGACAGAGAGAGAAAGUUAGAGAGAAAAGAAUUCAAGAGCCUUUCAAUUCCUCAGAGGAGAAAACGAUGUCUGAGAGCUUUGCACCCUUUUACACCCUGCAACUCUAACAGCUAUAAGAGAGAUCAAGAUCAAGAUCAAAAUCAAUAUAUAGUGAUGAUGAUGAAGAAGAAAGCAGUAGUGAUAUGGGAAUAGCAACACCAUCACUAUCUCAUCCAAGAGCUCUCCAUUCAAUUCAAAUCUCAGACAAUCCCAAUUCUCAAAAUUCUAUGUCCCAAGAUUACCACCAAGGCCUCUUCAGUUUCUCAAAUGGGUUCGAGAGAUCCCAACGAGAACAACAACAACAGCAGCAGCAACAGCAACAACACCACCAACACAUCGGACAACAGAUCCGGAGGGACAAACUCCGAGUCCAAGGUUUCGAGCCACCACCGCCAUUGGUGGCUAUCGAAGAAGAAGAACCGGUGGGGCUUCCGGUGUACGAGACAACAGGUAUGUUAUCAGAAAUGUUCAAUUUUCCAUCUGGACCUGCCACAGCCACCGAAUUGUUAGAGCAUCAGAUAUCGCCGAAUUACCGGAGCCCAAGACCGCCGUCUGCGGCCACUGAGUGGUAUGGGAACAGGCAAGGAUUGGUGGUGGGUGAUUUGGGACCAUUGAGUCAUGAUUCAAAGAAUCAGAACGUUGUUAAUAAUCACCACCACCACCACCACCAGAUUUCAAGCAUUAAUGCGGAUUCAGCAGCUGCCAUGCAGCUUUUUCUCAUGAACCCACAACCUAGAUCACCUUCGCCAUCUCCUAAUUCUCAUCCUCCUCCAACAUCUUCUACACUUCACAUGUUGCUUCCCAACCCAUCAUCAACCUCCACUCUUCAAGGGUUUCACAACUCAGUUGGGACAUCACAAUUCACUUGGGUUCCUGACAGUGGUCACGAAGGCGGCAGCGGCGCCACCGCGGCACAGCUCAACAACAACCCUAGUGAUCAAUUUGGAGGUGUAGUGGAAGGCCAAGGCCUUUCGUUGUCUUUAUCAUCGUCGUUGCAGCACUUGGAGGCGGCAAAAGCCGAGGAAUUGAGGAUGGGAGAUGGUGGGAUGUUGUUCUUUAAUCAAGGGGGAGGCUCAAGUUCAGGCCAGUAUCCUUUCAAGAAUUUGAGUGGGCAUCAGCAGGCAUUGCAUUUGCAAGGUGGGGUUGAUCAGAACCACCAGGUUCAUGUUGGGUUUGGGUCUUCUUCAUUGGGGAUGGUCAAUGUGUUGAGGAAUUCCAAGUAUGUGAGGGCUGCACAAGAAUUAUUGGAAGAGUUUUGCAGUGUUGGGAGAGGUCAGUUCAAGAAGAGCAAGUUUGGGAGAAAUAAUUCAAAUCUUAACUCUAAUCCUAGUGGUGGUGGUGGUUCUGGUGGCGGCGGUGGCGGUUCUUCGUCUUCCUCAAAGGAUCUCCCUUCUCUGUCAGCUGCUGAUAGAAUUGAGCACCAGAGAAGGAAGGUUAAACUAUUAUCCAUGCUUGAUGAGGUGGAUCGAAGAUACAACCAUUACUGCGAACAAAUGCAAAUGGUAGUGAAUUCAUUUGAUCUGGUGAUGGGUUUUGGAGCAGCAGUGCCAUAUACUGCCCUUGCCCAAAAGGCGAUGUCGCGCCAUUUUCGGUGUCUAAAAGAUGCAAUAGCAGCAGAAUUGAAGCACAGUUGUGAACUCUUGGGAGAGAAAGAUGCCGGUACCUCCGGAGUGACCAAAGGAGAGACUCCAAGGCUUAAACUGCUUGAGCAAAGUCUGAGACAGCAAAGAGCCUUCCACCAAAUGGGUAUGAUGGAACAAGAAGCUUGGAGACCCCAAAGAGGCUUGCCUGAACGUUCAGUCAACAUUUUGAGAGCUUGGCUUUUUGAGCAUUUCCUUCACCCGUAUCCAAGCGAUGCAGAUAAGCAUCUGUUGGCGAGACAGACUGGUCUUUCCAGAAACCAGGUCUCAAACUGGUUCAUUAAUGCCAGAGUUCGGUUGUGGAAACCCAUGGUGGAAGAGAUGUACCAACAAGAAAGCAAAGAAGAAGACAGUGAGGAGAGAGAGUGGAACCAAAACAGUGGCCUUUCACGAACACCAACGCCUAAUAUUGCUACCACCACACCCACACCCACACACCCACACCCACACACACCAGCUGGUGCUAAUACUGCUUCUUCUGCUACUACACCAACAAUUACACCAACAGCAGGCAAAAGAUCCGAAAUCAAUGCACUCGAAAACGACACUUCAAUGGCUGCAAUCAAUAGACAGUGCUUCUCGGAAAACCAAGCGAAACAGGCCAAAACUACUACCGCCACCGUGUCCACCACCGCCACUGCCACCACCAUGCCGCCACCACACCUAAUCCAAUCUUUUCCGGCUAUUCACGAACCGGACACGUGUCGCCAUGCCGACAUAGUGGGGGCUGAUUACGGGACCACUACCACCACUGCUGCUGCUGACAUUGGAUCAACAUUGAUCAGGUUCGGGACCACCACCGGAGAUGUGUCGCUCACGCUCGGGCUUCGCCAUGCCGGAAAUGUGCCGGAUAAGAGUUCCUUUAGGGGCUGUUAAAUUAAUUAUACAAGUGUUUGGAAAAAAACACAAAUAUGUUCCUUUUUUUUUUUUGGUUCCAUUUUUAUUGAAGACAAAAUACAUAACGAGAAUAGUAGAAUUACGUUAGCUAGUAGUAUGAGGUGAUGAUCUAUUGUAAUUGUAUAGUAAAUUUUUUUUUGCUUAUUUGUACGUACUUACUUAAGGUUUUGUACUUUAUUAUUUCUUAGAUAGUCUACCUAGAAUGACAUUAAUUA